This is a messenger RNA of Coregonus clupeaformis (lake whitefish), 1424 nucleotides long. It is a transcript of the gene pithd1, whose product is annotated as PITH (C-terminal proteasome-interacting domain of thioredoxin-like) domain containing 1. Gene Ontology annotation, cellular component: nucleus. Lineage: Eukaryota; Metazoa; Chordata; Actinopteri; Salmoniformes; Salmonidae. The coding region runs from base 141 to 776 and encodes 211 amino acids. The record is from RefSeq and is a predicted model, not a curated record. The transcript is spliced from 6 exons.
UGUGAUUUUGAAACGUUUCCUCUCCAGAAUGUUGUGGAAAAGUGAAAACAGCCAGGUCAGUCUGAAACAAGUAACUUAGCUAGUCAGACAGCCUGUAGCUUGGACUUACUUUUCUCUAAAGUGCGAUAUUUAGCAUUGCGAUGUCUGGUCACGGCCAUGGUCAUGGUGGGCACAGCCAUCGCUGCUGUGAAGACGAGCACGAGCCAGCGGAACGAGGCCUGGAGUAUGCACUGUAUCAGCGCAUUGACAUCGAGAAACUGCAAUGUCUCAACGAAACAAGAGAAGGCGAUGGGAAACUCGUGUUUAAACCAUGGGAUCAACGGACAGACAGGGAGAAGUUUGUUGAGAGUGAUGCUGAUGAAGAGCUCCUGUUCAACAUCCCGUUCACCGGAAGUGUCAAGCUGAAAGGGAUAAUCAUAGCCGGUGAAGACGAUGAAUCGCAUCCUGCUGAAAUGAGACUGUACAAGAACAUACCCCACAUGUCCUUUGAUGACACAGGCAGAGAACCUGAGCAAGCCUUCCGUCUCAAUAGAGAUCCACUGGCUCAGCUGGAAUACCCAACUAAGAUUGCCCGUUUCUCCAACGUUAAUCACUUGUCCAUUCACAUAUCACGGAACUUUGGGACAGAGUCCACACGGGUCUACUACAUUGGGCUGAGAGGGGAGUACUCCCAGGCUCACAGACAUGAAGUAACCAUCUGCAACUACGAGGCGUCCGCUAACCCUGCAGACCAUAAAGUCGACAGCAUCAUCCCACAAACAAAUUUCAUCUCCUGAGAAAAAGGAGGGGUGGGACAGAUAUGGGUCAAAAGGAAGUGGUGAUGGAUACUCAGUUGUUACACUUAUUGUACCACAAAGAGUGGAGGCUGAAAGAAGUGAGUAAGUUUUCAUUUGGUAAAUGAAUACAUUUAAUAUCACUCACUGGUAACCCUGUGAAAAAGCAUCAAAGUGCUUUUAUCUCAAAUAUAUCUGGACACUGUGCCACCUAGUGGUUUGUUGUAAUAUUACAACUUGUCUCAGCAAAACUGGAAUGACUCCAAUAUCACCUGCAGUGGGAGAUCACUCACAUUCUUUCUCAUCCAAGCUCUGAAUGCAUAGCAAUAAUGUGACGAUGUAGACAUUUUGACACAACAAAAGUAGAUCAGCAUAAUGUUUUCAUUUGAAUGGAUUAGAUUUGAGUUGCUUACUAUACCACACUGCUUCCUUUGACACCCACGAAACACAAAAGCUGUUUAACUCAUGAUUUCAUUGCAUUAUUAAUGAGGCGAUCGGUCUGUGGCAGCCAGUGGCUGAAUGUGAUUGCUUUGUUGGAGUUGGGAAUUUGAGGAAAAUGCUGUAUGCCUAGUCUGAGAAAUAGAAAAUGCCCUAUGCUGUUGUGUGUGUGAUGUAAUUAUUUGAAGAAUAAAGAUAUGUUACAUAAGAUAA